AUGUCCUCACCAUCAUCAUCGUGGAAAAAUUUUCACUCUCAUAAUUUCGAUUCGGAUGAGAAAUGGAAAUCCUAUCUCGAUAAUUUAACCUUUCCCGAAAAUUUAAAUGAUCAUAAAAAGAAUGAACUUGUAUUCAAAUACAAGAAAAAGUAUUACUCUCAACACGUUGAAAAAUUGGUUGAAUUCCAACUUCCGUACACUCAAGUAGAGGUUUCACCUCAUGCCAAACACGAUUCCACAAUCAUCUUUUUACAUGGAUUGGGCGAUCAAGGUUCCGGAUGGCUCGACGUUUUUCAGAAAAUUAAAAAAACAUAUCCCGAACUGGCGUCAUGUAAAUUUAUAUUACCCAAUGCUUCAGCCAUGAGUGUUUCUCUCAAUAUGGGUUAUGUCAUGCCAGCAUGGUAUGAUUUAAUGUCUCUCUCGAUGGACGGACCUGAAGAUAUUGCAGGUAUGGAGAAGUGUUUUGCGAAUGUGGAUAUAUUGAUCGAGAGAGAAGUUCAGGAAUUUGGAUUGGAUCCAUCACGUAUUAUCAUUGGAGGCUUCUCUCAAGGAGGUUCUGUGGCAUUGUAUCAUGGACUUACAAACAAGUACAAACUUGGAGGUGUUAUUGCAUUGUCCACAUGGAUGCCCAAUAGAAAGAAAAUUUUGACCUUUGUUGGCAAGGAUUUGCCGAACAAAACAACACCCAUUUUCCAAGCACAUGGCACUUCUGAUAACGUUGUGAAAUAUGAGUGGGGCGCCAGCAGUAAAAAGUUUGUGGUCGAGUCCUUGUUGGAGGGUAAUGAGAGUCAUUAUACAUUCAAGACGUAUACUGGAAUGGGACAUAGCUCGAGUUUGCAAGAAAUUAAAGAUCUUGCAGAAUGGCUGAUAUCUGUUUUUGGAUCCAAGUAA
Molecule: messenger RNA, 891 nt
Organism: Naegleria lovaniensis
Lineage: Eukaryota; Heterolobosea; Eutetramitea; Acrasida; Naegleriidae
Exons: 1
Coding region: 1-891 (296 amino acids)
Biological process (GO): protein depalmitoylation
Cellular component (GO): cytoplasm
Molecular function (GO): palmitoyl-(protein) hydrolase activity; carboxylic ester hydrolase activity
Source: RefSeq, a predicted model, not a curated record